This is a messenger RNA of Hevea brasiliensis (rubber tree), 2262 nucleotides long. RefSeq names its product nuclear pore complex protein NUP58. The coding region runs from base 282 to 1748 and encodes 488 amino acids. NCBI's taxonomy places the organism in Eukaryota, Viridiplantae, Streptophyta, Magnoliopsida, Malpighiales, Euphorbiaceae. Gene Ontology annotation, biological process: nucleocytoplasmic transport. The transcript has 6 exons. Gene Ontology annotation, molecular function: structural constituent of nuclear pore. The record is from RefSeq and is a predicted model, not a curated record. Gene Ontology annotation, cellular component: nuclear pore.
ACUCGAAUUCGGCCAAAUCCAAUUCAAAACUUCCCAAAUUUUGAUGGGUCGAAUACCCACGACAAACCCGCCCGAUUAACGUUUAGUGUUUACACACACACUCCAUGGCUAAAAAUUUCCCCAAAAAAUCCGUCUAUGGAGGGUCCUUUCCUAUUUCCCUCUCUAGGGUUUUAAACAGGGUUUUUGAAUUUAUAGAACCCCCAAAUCUAACACAAUCAUAGAAGAAGCACACCAAAUAACAAGGCUAGACUUACAACAAAAAUUUUGAAUCAGAAUCGCAGAUGUCUUUUUCUCCAUUUUCAACUCCACAGCAGCAACCACAGUCACUGUUUCAGUCUCAGCCGCAGCCCUUCCAACAAAGCAGCUUCCUUUUCCCGCAACAGCAACAGCAACAGCAACAGCAGCUAUUCCCUCAACCGUUUCAGCAGCAACAACGACUGCAACCGCAGCCGCAACCGCAACAGCAGCAGCAGCAGCAAUUGUAUCUUUUCACCAGUGACAAGGCUCCUGCGAAUUACAGCACCAAGUGGGCAGAUCUCCAUCCGGAUUCCCAGAAACUUCUACUCCAAAUCGAGGAGCAGAUAUUGGAGUAUAGGGAUGAGAGCCAGAGGCUAGAUCAGUGUAGCCGCCUCUAUGAUUCCUCAGUAUCCAAUGAAGGGUUUGAGCUCGAUGCAGGCCUUAUCGUUCAGGAGCUUGGAGGGAUCAACACUGCCAUGGAAAGACAGAAAGCUCUAUUACAGGAGCUCAUGUUCAAUGUUAAAGAAAUGUUACGGAACACAGAGAUGGCUGUUCGUUCUUUCAUGAUGCUACGCCCUAGGUUCCUUCAUCCUAAUACAGGAGGUGGUUCAAAUGCCACUGCACCGUCCCAGCCUUCUGCUGGUCAACCAGCAUCUGCCUCCACUGUGCGAGUGUUUGAUUUCUACAGUGGGCUCCCUAAGAAACCAUCCCCAUUUAUACAGCAAACAGUUGUCAGAUUUGAGAAAUAUUUGGGUGAAUGCCGUCAGUGGAUUGAAGAGUUAGAGCAACUGCUUCUCUUAGAUUCUGAUGGGAACUCUUCUUACCCUGGAUCCUCAUUAUUGCAGUCUCUUCCAAAAGUCAUGUCAAAUGUGCAUGACUUUUUUGUUCAUGUGGCAUCUAAGGUGGAGAACAUUCAUCAGUACAUUGAAUCUAUGAAAACUGCCUAUCUUGCUGAUCAGCGCCGUCGAGGGGAUGUGAAUGAUCCAUUCCUUGAGGCUGAUCGUCGGGAAACAGCAAAACAAGAAGCUGCUGCUAAGCGGGUGCAUCCAACUUUGCAUUUGCCUGCAAGUUCACAGCCUUCAACACAGGUUGCUGGGUUGUUUACAGGCUCAGCAACUCCUGGAGCAUCAAUUGUUCCGCAGACAUCUGCAGCAACUGCAUCAGCUUCCUCGGGGAGUGGAUUCUCUCUUUUCAGUACACCUUCUACUACAGCUUCUUCCUCUUUGUCAUCAUCUUCUCUAUUUGCAACACCAACAGCCUCUGCUCCAGUAUCCUCUUUGUUUGGGUCAUCUGGUGCUUCCCCACAAGCUUCAUUUUUUGGCUCAUCAACACCAUUACUUGGUUCUGCUUCAACUCCUUCUUUGUUUAGCACUGCUGCAUCUUUUGGAUCUACUACUGCUGGAGGUUCCAUAUUUUCAACACCAUUUGCAUCAGGUGCUGCAACAGGAUCUGGGGCUAGCUUUGGUACAACAUCUAAACCAAGGCUAAAAUCUCGGACUGCCCGACGCUAAUCUCAAUGGCUUGAGGUGGUCAAAUAUUAAGCCAUCUUAUCUGCUCAAAUGAUUCACUGCAAAAGGAUCCUUAAGUUUCACGUAAUGACUUGAUUCCCUCAAAAUUAAUGGCCUCACUGCGGCUUCAUUUGCCCUUGGAUACUCUUAUUGGGUCCAAGAAAAUCUGCUUACUUAUCACAUGCUGCUGCAACAGAGCUUUCCAAAUCUGAUUCAUUCCUCUGGGCUGUAAAUGCUUCAUAAAGAUGGUGGAAGAUCAUGUUCCUGUAACUUUGUACAAUAAAUUUUAGAUAGAUGAUGUUUUCAAAUAUAGAUUAGUCUGAGAAAAACUAAUGUGGCAAGGCAUCAAACAUAUAGAAUUUUGCUCGGAUUGUUGCUUGGAUUUUGUUGCCAGUAGCCCAAUGAGCCUAGGCGUCAAGUUCAUAUGCUUCUACUCAACAGUUAGUUUUUCCAUUGGAUAGUUCACCUAACUACUAUUAAGUUACUUAUAAUAUGUUUACCUUAUUUUCUGAAAUAA